AAUCCAGCGUAUCCACACAUCCAAACGAAAAGGUCCGUGGUUCCGCCACGUGUCCGAGGAGGUGGUUACGAGGUGCAUGAGCUGCACUGUUGCUGGUAGUGGACGAAGAGACCAGAGAACGAAUAAGAAAUUCAGAAGAAGAAGAAGAAGAAGAACGAACGACAAUGAAUGUGGUGAGCGCUUUAAUGGUGACUCGGUUGCUGACUCGGAAUCAACUCGGAGCACCUGAAGGCAUACCCUUCGGAUCGGUGUGGUGGUUCGUUUACGCCGGGAUCUCCUUUUUCCUCGUCAUCUUCGCUGGAAUCAUGUCAGGUCUAACCCUAGGUCUCAUGUCUCUCGGCCUCGUUGACCUCGAGAUUCUUCAACGCAGUGGUUCUCCAUCCGAGAAGAAACAAGCAGCGGUUAUACUUCCUGUGGUUCAAAAGCAACACCAGCUGCUAGUGACUCUGCUUCUGUGUAAUGCUGCUGCCAUGGAGGCCCUUCCGAUAUACCUAGACAAGAUGUUCAAUCAGUAUGUUGCUAUCAUUCUCUCUGUGACAUUCGUUCUGUUUUUCGGGGAGGUUAUUCCACAAGCAAUUUGUAGUAGAUAUGGCCUUGCUGUAGGCGCUAACUUUGUAUGGCUUGUCCGAAUAUUAAUGAUUAUCUGUUACCCAGUUGCUUAUCCCAUUGGAAAGGUUCUAGACUGUCUAUUGGGGCAUAAUGAGGCUUUAUUUAGGCGAGCUCAGUUAAAAGUUCUUGUCUCCAUCCACAGCCAGGAGGCUGGGAAAGGUGGUGAGCUUACGCAUGAUGAGACAACAAUCAUUAGUGGAGCUCUAGAUUUGACUGAAAAGACUGCUGAAGCGGCCAUGACUCCUAUUGAAUCAACUUUUUCUUUGGACGUUAAUUCAAAAUUGGACUGGGAGGCAAUGGGGAAAAUUCUUGCUCGUGGGCACAGCCGAGUUCCCGUCUAUUCUGGAAAUCCAAAAAACAUUAUUGGGCUUCUACUGGUCAAAAGUCUUCUCACUGUACGACCUGAAACAGAAACACCCGUCAGUGCUGUUUCCAUCCGGAGAAUCCCACGAGUUCCAUCAGAUAUGCCUCUUUAUGAUAUACUGAAUGAGUUCCAAAAGGGCAGUAGCCAUAUGGCUGCUGUUGUUAGGGCUAGGGGGAAAGGAAAAACAAUUCCUGAAACAACUGAUGAAGAGACAUAUGAAGAAAACAAAGGGGUUGGUGGGGAUUCACAAUUGACUGCUCCAUUACUACAGAAGCAGAAUGAGAAGUCGGAAAGUUUUAUUGUUGACAUUGACAAGUUUUCAAGGUCUCCAAGCAUUAACAAAUCAACUGGUUUGCAACGUAGUGAUUCCACAAGAAAUGGUUCCUUUUCAGAUAAUAUUGAAGAUGGUGAAGUGAUUGGUAUUAUCACUUUAGAAGAUGUAUUUGAAGAACUUUUACAAGAGGAGAUAGUGGACGAGACAGAUGAAUAUGUUGAUGUUCAUAAGAGAAUACGUGUGGCUGCAGCUGCAGCUGCUUCCUCUGUGGCUCGGGCUCCAUCAAUCCGAAGAUUGACUGCCCAAAAGGGAGCAGGAGGUCAAAGCAAGCCAGGGCUAACUCUGAAGAAAUCUGCAGAGGAUGGAUCGAAUACAAGGUCACAGUGAGCUCGUUCUUAUGGGGCUACUCUUCGUACUUUUUGUGUAUAAAGUAUAAAGUGUAUAUAUACAAAAGGGUGUUCAUACAACGGUUAUAAAUGUUACACUUAUGGUUAAUCUCUACCUUUUUUCUAACAAAAUGUCUUUUCACUUUA
Glycine soja is the source of this 1780-nucleotide messenger RNA. RefSeq names its product DUF21 domain-containing protein At4g14240-like. The record is from RefSeq and is a predicted model, not a curated record. The transcript is spliced from 13 exons. Gene Ontology annotation, cellular component: intracellular membrane-bounded organelle. Lineage: Eukaryota; Viridiplantae; Streptophyta; Magnoliopsida; Fabales; Fabaceae. The coding region runs from base 165 to 1634 and encodes 489 amino acids. Gene Ontology annotation, biological process: magnesium ion homeostasis.